Messenger RNA from Oxyura jamaicensis (ruddy duck), 1860 nucleotides. Its product is annotated as ovalbumin-like. NCBI's taxonomy places the organism in Eukaryota, Metazoa, Chordata, Aves, Anseriformes, Anatidae. Gene Ontology annotation, molecular function: serine-type endopeptidase inhibitor activity. The record is from RefSeq and is a predicted model, not a curated record. The transcript has 8 exons. Bases 55 to 1209 code for a protein of 384 amino acids. Gene Ontology annotation, biological process: negative regulation of endopeptidase activity.
GGAAAGCUGUAUUACCUUUGGUGCUGAAGCUCAAAAGACAACACGGAUUUCACAAUGGGCUCCAUCGGUGCAGCAAGCACGGAAUUUUGUUUUGAUGUCUUCAGGGAGCUGAAAGUCCAGCAUGUCAAUGAGAACCUCUUCUAUUCCCCCUUGAGCAUCAUUUCAGCUCUGGCCAUGGUCUACCUAGGUGCAAGAGACAACACCAGGACCCAGAUAGAUAAGGUUGUUCACUUCGAUAAAAUCCCAGGAUUUGGAGAGAGUAUAGAAUCUCAGUGUGGCACAUCUGUAAGCGUCCAUUCUUCACUUAGAGACAUACUCACCCAAAUCACCAAACCAAGUGACAAUUUUUCACUCAGCUUUGCCAGUAGACUUUAUGCUGAAGAGACAUACGCAAUCCUGCCGGAAUACUUGCAAUGUGUGAAGGAACUGUAUAAAGGAGGCUUGGAGUCUAUCAGCUUCCAAACAGCUGCAGAUCAAGCCAGAGAGCUCAUCAAUUCCUGGGUUGAAAGUCAAACAAAUGGAAUCAUCAAAAAUAUCCUUCAGCCAAGCUCUGUGGAUUCCCAGACUACAAUGGUCCUGGUUAAUGCCAUUUACUUCAAAGGAAUGUGGGAGAAAGCAUUUAAGGAUGAAGACACUCAAACCAUACCUUUCAGAGUGACCGAGCAAGAAAGCAAACCUGUGCAGAUGAUGUACCAGGCUGGUUCAUUUAAAGUGGCCAUGGUGACUUCUGAGAAAAUGAAGAUCCUGGAGCUUCCAUUUGCCAGUGGAAUGAUGAGCAUGUGGGUGCUGUUGCCUGAUGAAGUCUCUGGCCUGGAGCAGCUCGAGAAUACAAUCAGCUUUGAAAAACUGGCAGAAUGGACCAGUUCGACUAUGAUGGAAGAGAGGAGGAUGAAAGUGUACCUCCCCCGCAUGAGGAUGGAGGAGAAAUAUAACCUCACGUCUGUCUUCAUGGCCUUGGGUAUGACCGACCUGUUCAGCUCAUCAGCCAAUAUGUCUGGCAUCUCUUCAACAGUAAGCUUAAAGAUGUCUGAGGCUGUCCAUGCAGCAUGUGUGGAAAUCUUUGAAGCAGGCAGAGAUGUGGUAGGCUCAGCAGAGGUAGAUGUUACGAGCAUCUCCGAAGAAUUUAGGGCUGACCACCCAUUCCUCUUCUUCAUCAAGCACAACCCAACCAACAGCAUUCUCUUCUUUGGCAGAUGGAUUUCCCCUUAAAGAAAAUAAAGUUGAAAGAGUUUCUGCCCCUUACAGCAAGACCCAAAGCACUGUAGUACCAAGGGUAAAAAAGAAAGGCAUAUUUUCUGUCACAGCCAUAUAAAACAAAACAAAACAAAAAAUCUGAGAGAAAUUACAAUAUGAGAACCCUUUGUCUUUCCUUUAUGCAUCAUGGAUGAAGGGUUAAAGGAAUGAAAACUGCACCCAAAGAAAGCAUAAUCAUGAACAAAGAUGUUCCUGGUGCAAACUAACAUUUCAAUAAUACUGAAUCAUCAGAAUCAUCACAUUGAAAAAUGCAACCUGAUUUACCAGCAGAAGUUUUACGGGGAAAAAAAUGCAGCCUUCUGAUUAAUCCAGGUGUCUGCAUGACCAGGCUUUGUGGUGACUCCUCCAGAAUUAGUCACUUGUGAGCUCUCAGAUUAAACUAUCAAUUGUCACCAACGAUUCCUAUGCUGACAAGGCAAUUGCUUUUCCUUUGUGCUCCUGGUGCUGCAGGGCUCUUCCUCACUUUUCUAAGAUGCCUUAUAGAAAUCUUAUAAUUCACAUUUCUCCUUAAACUUUUUGGCUCAAUCAUCAUGACCAAAUAUGGCAUGUUACUACUCAAAUUGUUUUUCUUGUAUUCACAUGUAAUGGGUCUUGUGUAUGUACCCU